CGCAAGUAAAAAGUGUUCAUGCUAGACGAUGGUCAAAGAGGUGGACGAGUCGGCGCCGCCCCCUGCGCCGCCACUGUCGCCUCCUCCGGUGAUCGAGACAACGACGAUCGGCAAAUACAUCGCACGCUUCCGCUAUGAAAAGCCGCUGCCCCGCGAGGCUCGUGCGGCUGCUCAACAGAGCGACUUCUGGUGGACCAAAUCUCCUCGAUAUUCGCGCAGUCCGUCACCUCCGUCUACGUGGGCAUCAGGUGGCGUCUUUGCUUUCCCGAACGAGGAUAGCGAUGAAGAGGGUGACAGAUUAGAAGCUAAAACGGAGGAGGAGCCUGAUAGUCCAGCAGAAGACGAUAGAGAGAGCGUCGACAGUAUCGAGAGCAAGUUGCGACAGCGUUUGGGCCUCUGGAGCAGCAAGUCAAGCCAAGUAACUAGGAAAGAAUCCAGUCCUGCAAGGCCACUGGAAGUUUUGCAGUCCUGGGUCUCUAUGGACUGGGGAUCGGUGGAUUUAGAGGAGAUGGAGGAGGACAAUGAGGACCCAGAGGAGGUUAUUGAGAGGGUACGCAGACGUCUCGGGUGGGGUGCAACGACGCCGGGAAUAAGUUCGUCUACUGUGGCAAAACUAAAGCCUAUUGAGUUCAGGUUGUCACUUGGUGCGACGGGCAGUAGAGACCCUAAUCGAAGACAAUUAGGGAUGAAACCUCCGCUGUCACCGGGUUUUAUGGUAGGGACAGCUUCGGAUAGUGCUGAUAACAGGUCGAUAUUAAGUCAGGAGUCCAUGGGGAGAGAACGAGGUAAUGGUAGUGGGCGGUUUGAGGAGGUGUCAUCGAUAGGCAGGGCUGAUGAGAAAGACCCAUCAGUAGUGAAUGGAAAGGAAGACGAAAAGCAAUCGCCGGUUGAUGAACAAGAAGAGAAGAUAUCUGUACACGGCGAAAAUGUGAGCUUAGUGAAAGCAAAUGUGGAUCGAAGCGUGCACGGCGCAUUGCCGUCUGCAGAUAUUGCAGCUGAAAGACUGCGAUCGAGCAGCUCGUCGGUAGAUUCACACACCUCACAGACAUCCGAACCACGUGACAAUACAUUGGUCAUGCCGACGAAUGAAGAUAUCGGGGACGCUCCUAGCACGUCGCCCCUCUUGGGUACAUCUGAGAAGCUGGAAGCAGAAACGCAGACACCGAACCAAGAAUCGGAGCACGACGCGGCUGAUGCUGUAGCAGAGCCUCCACUUCUACCGACAGCAAGUCCAGUAAGACCUGAUGUAUCUCCAGAAUUGGUCUUGCCGCCAUCAAACGUCAAUGCAUCUGAGCGUUCUCAAAAUUCGAGUUCGUCGGACACGAAAGAGGAAUUGACUCCAACUGAAACAACGAAAACGCUCGACAACCUCGUCAGUUUAGUGGUGCAUUCAUGGGGAAACGAUUUCUUCUCGACAUCUGAGAGCAAGGAAGGUGAACCCACAGACACGCGAGAACAAGUCACUGAAUCAAGAGAGGAUUCAAAUGGCAGCAAUGAAGAUAGGGACCCUAUCACUAUGGAGAACACUGGGCAAAAGCAGCCCGACCCAGACACUGAGGAAAAAGAAGACGUAGUGGUUCCAGGGGAAGAAGACGAUCAAAUCGUCCAAAUGCUUCUCGGGCGCAUUGCGCUGCUUGAAGAAGCAUUACAUCAGAUUGACAGUUGAGAACUACCUGCUUGUAUUCCCUUCUUUACCCUCACUCGUUUCUCCAAAUGAGUCCCCUCUUCUCGGUCUCACGCACUGGCACAAUCUCCUUUCGAGUAACAAAUUUCUUGACAGGUGGAGUCAAGAUAUUCGACGUUGAUGGGAACAAGAAGUCCUGUGGUUUACCCGAUAAGGCGUCAGUCGCCACAAACUGGUUGUUGUCUGAAGGACGGAGAGUGCUCGCGAACGUGGCAGCAACGCAGCCAACGUAUUUCUCGUGGUUAUGAAUCGUGACGGGUGUCUUUUCCAAUGGCACGCGCUUCCCGCUGGGCAAUGUGGCGUUCUUGACGAUACGAAUAGGCUUGGAAUGGGCUGGACCUCUCAGGAUGUCGGAGAUUUUAUCGAGCUGAGACGGUUUAUCCCGAGGCUGACUGCAGAUGCUACCGUGGGCGAGGAACUUGAGUUGCUUCUUGUCCACGACAAGUCGACGUUCCCACUCGUCUUGCUCCUUCUUAAGCGCUUCUUCCAUCUCGAGACGGAGGCCUUCGCCGCACAGAUGGACACUUCGGAAGUAGUCGGGAUUCACUGUGCCGUCUCCGUUGGUUCCGCCGAAUACCAUGUCCUUGGAGGGCAAUGUGGAGAAUUCUGGGCACUUUCUACUGCCAGGUUCGCUCGAGUCUCUGGAAACUGGCUUUGGAUGGUUGAUAUUAUCAACAAAUGGCUGUCUGAGGUCUUCGCAGCGAGCUUCACUGGGAGCGUUGGGGUGUUUCUUGUACUCACUUGGCUGUCGAGGCGCUGGGUAGAUGAAUCCACGCUGAGUCGUCCACUUUUUGCGGUUCUCCUGUUCUUCAGUCUGCCGUAGCGCUUCUGGAUUGACCAUGCUGAGUGCAAGCGACUGGAAGUCACGACUGUAUGUGUACGUGGCGUGACGAUUUUUAGACAAUUGUUCGCGCAGCUUAUCUUGGAGGAUGUCUUGGGUCUAAACAAGAGCAGAGACGAGCGUAAGUUUGCUCCCAGUAUGGCAAUUGAUACAGUGAUGUAUACUUACCCGAAGCUUUUGGCCGCUGUAGAGAUAAACUGGUCCUUGCAAGGUGUCUUCAAGCAUUUCAGCCUGUUUUCUCUCGGCAUAUUCGGCCUGAAGGAGCUCCGCGUGCUUUUUGCGUUCCAAGAGGAAGUUUUUAUCUACUCGAUUCCGUCGGGACUGCUCGAAGCUGGCAUUUGUUGAGUCUGUGGGUGCUUUCAACUUAUUGGUAUGGUGUCGAGUGGAUCCAGUUGGGUUCUUUAUUUCUUCUUGUGAAGAAGUGCGCUCUCCUGUGUUAUUCGUCUCUGACUUAGAGGAUUCAUUCCUUGUUCCGUGGAUAUCUUCCAGUGUGAUGCUCUCUCCAUACUUGCUCUCAACUUCGAGCAACAUUUGCGCUGUGGGGAAGAGAUCCAGGUGUUUCACUUCAAUAAGACGCUGGAUUUUGCGCAUAUCUGCGAGACGAGCUAGAGCCUGGUGACAGUUUUCAGAGACUUUGGCUCGCAUGUAAAUGUCCGGUGUUUUCAUGAGCACAGAGAGCGGAUAACGAAGUUUGAUCCGCUUCAAAUCGAUCUCGAAGACGGUGUACAGUCGUCGUGUGAACCGGAGCUCUUCAUUGCAGAACAUACGGUAUCCUACCGGGUCGUUUGGGCCCUUGCGUUGAAGCUGCUCAUGCAAAUAUUUCAUGCCUUUAUCUGCAAGACCUUCCACGAUGAUCAUGCGAUAUUGGCUGUCGAUGAUUUGAGUCCCCGUGAUGACGUCCAAGGCUCCAGUUUCGCAGUCCAUCUUCUCAGAUUCCGUCAUUUGAUACGAGCGAAUCGGGACACCAGGAAGUGCCUGCAAGUUGACGGUCGUCAUGGCUUUUGUCACCUCUCCAAGUGUAGCGUUGUCUUUGUAAGGAAUGAUCACGGCCAUCCUAGAGAAUUUCAAGGCAGUCUUGGCAUCUUCGGGGGAUGGAAUCUCAGUGUCGAUCGGCGUGGUUUGCACCCCAACUGAAUCUGUGCCGACUGUUUCGAUUGGAGAUUGUAGCACUACAUUGAUACUGAGUGAGGCACCAGUGGAGAUAUAGGCACCAGGCUCACGAAUGACUUUCUCUAGUGGUGACAAGUCAACUGUUGCUGGGAGCUCGCUUUCUUCACUCAACGUGGCAGUUCCAAGUGGACUCGCACGCCGCUUCUUGGAGAUAAUGUCUGUUGUGAGCUUUAGAGUCAUGUACGGUCUGUCACUGUCCGCUUGCAUCCCACCCAUCCACUGCUUUGCCGUGUUGAGAAGCUCCGUAAGGCGAAAAGUGCCCAGUCCGUAUGGAAACAGUCGACCGGAAUUUGCGAGCAUUAGUCUCCAAUCACUACGCGCAAUUUCGUCCACUUCUGGCAGGUCCAUCGGUUUAGCUGCUGUGGGGGCAGGACUUCCAGGGUCUGCGUCGCUGCGAGGUGUGCUACGAGACGUGAUCGGGUUAAAUUGCUGUUGCUCGCCAGGAUCCACGCCUGUGGUGUACAAACUCUCCCACUUUAACUGGAAUCGUGCCAGUGUUCCCUCCUGCUUUAAGUCUCUAUCUCGAAUCUCCACGGUAAGCGCUCCAAAUCGAAUGGCAUCAAUGAGUUCCAAGGGGUUGAAGCGACCACAGAGCAGCGUCAAGCUCGAGUUCCAUCGUAUCGUAUCGCUCUUGACAUGACAACAUGGAGUUAGAGAGGCAAUUGGUGAAUUGGAAGUAACUAUCGCUUACCUGGCGCUGUCCUGGAGUCAACAAAAGCCGGGGUACAGAGUGACGAGAUCUGGGAGUGGAGGAAUUCGUUGCUACGCUAUGGAGCUGAUCUUGGAAGAAAUGUAUCAAAGCGAAGGCUGGUUUGCAGUAGCGAUGAAGAGGUGAGUGUGGCGAUCUCGUUCCGAUCCCUUGGCUCACUGCUCCAGGCAAUCGACGUCCCGUUCCGAUAGUGAUCGUGAUAGGGUUAAGUUUUUUCAGUAGUCCUCCUGUCAGCAAUGGUUGAUCUACAGUAACCUGGAUGGAGAGGUAUUUAAGACCAGAUGUUGACGGUAUCAAGCAGAGACUUUGGGUAGGCAGUUGUGUCUCGUUCCCAGACUGGACGUUGCCGGUCCACACCUGCUUGAUGCGAAGUGCACCUGAGAGCAGACUACUGACGUCCAUUUCGUAGAUCCCUGCAAACGCUUUUGGAGUAAAUUCAACUGGUAAACUCGGUACUGGUGCAGCUGCGGCGGGUGCUUUUGCAGUAGAAGGCUUAACUUCCUUCCCCUGUGUACGUGGAGUGGUUCCAGUAUUCGCGAGACCAGGGUGAUCAAACAGAAAAAAUGACAAAAUUGGGUCUUCAUCUACAGCCAUCGCGAGUGACUCGGAGACUGCAACAUCAGGAUAACUCUGCUCAAAGCGGAAACAUUCUGAAGAUUCCGAUGCCUCAUUGUCUUGAAGUCGUGUCCAUCCAUGGCCAGAGCCAAUGGCACUCGUCUGCUUUCUGGAGCCAUCAAGGAAGCGAAAGCGGAAGCCUGGUGCUUCAAACGCUCCAUGUUCCACUGCGGCAUCAAUCUGCACUGUGAAUGUGCAUCUACGCAGUCCAGAUGGAUCCACCUCGUCGCUUUUAAUGACACCUUCAGCUCGCUUCAUUAAGAUAUUGCAAUUGAAACCAAGAUGGAAGGCCAAAUGCACAUUGCGUUUGAACGCUUUUAUCCACAACAGAAGGCAGGAAUACCUAUAUGUAGACAUGCGACGAAGCAGGAAGCCGCUUGACUGGAAGUACUGUUACGCAGCGGAAACGCACAAUGCAUACUCGUCAUGGGUCUUUAUAUCGAUAUAUUAGAGUUAGUAUUAAUGUUUUGUGUCAAUCUUCAUACACGUACGUUGAGUAACUCGCGUAGGGAG
Molecule: messenger RNA, 5532 nt
Organism: Phytophthora nicotianae INRA-310
Lineage: Eukaryota; Oomycota; Peronosporomycetes; Peronosporales; Peronosporaceae
Exons: 1
Coding region: 29-1666 (545 amino acids)
Source: RefSeq, a predicted model, not a curated record